This is a messenger RNA of Ziziphus jujuba (common jujube), 1220 nucleotides long. RefSeq lists its product as uncharacterized. Gene Ontology annotation, cellular component: SCF ubiquitin ligase complex. The record is from RefSeq and is a predicted model, not a curated record. The coding region runs from base 644 to 1078 and encodes 144 amino acids. Gene Ontology annotation, biological process: SCF-dependent proteasomal ubiquitin-dependent protein catabolic process. The transcript is spliced from 3 exons. NCBI's taxonomy places the organism in Eukaryota, Viridiplantae, Streptophyta, Magnoliopsida, Rosales, Rhamnaceae. Gene Ontology annotation, molecular function: protein binding.
GCGUUGUGCUAUUGGAUUUGAUAUUAUUGAUCUUGGUUUCUAAUUUUGCUCUUUAUUCUUUCCUUCCUACAAACAAAAGGACCAAAAAAAUUUAAGGGAAGAUUAAUCUUCUCUUAAGAGAAGUAUGAUUGUUUAAAAAAAAAAAAAAAAAAAUUGAGAAGUAUGAACUGGGUUUCUUCAAUUCACUAUCUUUAUGAUUUUAUGGUACAUGUCGAGAUAGCUUCAGCUUGUUAAUUUUGUUUUAAGAAUUGUCUGGGUCAUUUUGAUGGAUAAUUGAUCUCAUGGAGUCGCACAUACAAAACGUAUCUCAUUUAUCAUCUUUGCUGGAUUUUUGCAGAAUUUCAAGAUUUUUAAAGAUUCCAUUUCACAAAGCAGCUGUUUUAGAUUUUUCUCUUUUUUAAGGUUUAAUUUCAUAAAGCAGUUUUUCAUAUUUUUGGUCAAAAAGAAGCUUCACUCUUCCCUACAGAACUACAAGAAGUGGUGCAUUUUGAGUAUUUACUCUUGCCGUUUGUUUUGUAGUCCGUCAUUCUAUAUAAAAUUUGUAGCUGUCCAACUGAAUGGUCUAAUUGGGAAAAUACUAAAUACUGGAAUCUAUCUAUCUGAUUAAGGUCCCAUAUCUGUGUUAUGUUUUUUUGAAAGAAAUAUGGAUUUGGUUUGCAGGAAGUGGAAAUUUUUAGCCUCAGACAACAAUCUAUGGUCCACUUUAUUCAAGGAAAGAUGGGGACGAGAUCAUGCCGCAUUCUAUGCUCCCGUUAGUUCAAAGUUGUGGAAAGAUGUCUAUGAGGUCCAAGACCGUUGUGAUCGAAUUGGUUUGGGGUUGAAGAUAGUCAGAGAAGGCAGUGACUACUAUCUUGUUCACCAAGGUGAAAUCCAACGCUAUUUGGGUUCAAGGAGACAGAGGAAAGGGGUGAAUAAUGGUAGCCCUCUGGGUUUGAAAAGAGAAGUCAUUGGAGAAGGAUCAUUACAAGAAGAGGAUUCUAAUGAAGAAUCCUGCCGAGGGAUUUUGGACAAAAUUCUUUUCUUCAUAGGAGACUUGGAAGUUGCUUCAACAGAAGCUAAACGCAGCCGAGUGCUGUGAACAGUUCUUGAAGCAUUAGAAAAUUCAUCUGUAAAAUUGCUCUGUAUUUUAAUUUUGAAAUUUGGUUAGUGUGGAUUUGAUUAAUGUAAUAUCUAUUCUAUUCGUUAUCAUCAAUAAAAUUUGAUUUACCUUUUUGAUUGUA